Molecule: messenger RNA, 415 nt
Organism: Aspergillus japonicus CBS 114.51
Lineage: Eukaryota; Fungi; Ascomycota; Eurotiomycetes; Eurotiales; Aspergillaceae
Exons: 2
Coding region: 103-351 (82 amino acids)
Source: RefSeq, a predicted model, not a curated record
GUUUGAUUCCAGAUUUGCCGCCUGCCAUGCCGAUGCUACGUUGACAGCAUAUCGAUGGAGUUAUCUCCCUGGCAGGUUUAGCCCUGUCUUAUCUUCCAGCUCAUGGCACCACUCAUGUUGGGCAUUUUACCAACGACCCUUGCCAGAGAAUCCCUCGAAAGUGCAUCAGGGUGUGAUGGCACAGCGGAAAUCCACGGACUGAUAACGCCACUCAAUGGCCAAGCUGCGCAGCCCAGACCUUCAAGGGGGCAAGGGAGGCAAAUCGGGCCAAGAGCAAGAGGGGUCACAAGCUGGAAGGCGCUAUCAUGCUCAUUUUCUUUUUGGUGUGUUACUAUAGGCUUAGUGGGUUAGUAUGUCAAUCUAGCUGUAAGCCCAGUGGCAAGGACUAAUGCGUUCCAUUCACUUGGAAUGGCUC